This is a messenger RNA of Chelonus insularis, 4796 nucleotides long. RefSeq names its product exportin-5-like protein Ranbp21 (gene Ranbp21). Gene Ontology annotation, biological process: RNA export from nucleus; protein export from nucleus. The coding region runs from base 519 to 4169 and encodes 1216 amino acids. NCBI's taxonomy places the organism in Eukaryota, Metazoa, Arthropoda, Insecta, Hymenoptera, Braconidae. Gene Ontology annotation, molecular function: nuclear export signal receptor activity; RNA binding; small GTPase binding. Gene Ontology annotation, cellular component: nucleus; cytoplasm; RNA nuclear export complex. The transcript has 7 exons. The record is from RefSeq and is a predicted model, not a curated record.
AAUCUUGUAACCAUUCAAAUGGUGAAAAUUCCACGGCGUAAACCUGUUCCGUAAAACUAAGCUUAAAAGUAGGUGGACAGUGAACUGCUUCAUCCAUUCUAGUUGUUUUUGCUUAUCUGAAAGCACCAAACACAAGAUUCAUUUAUAAGUAUUCAACCGGCAUAACCUAAACUAUUUUCAGGUAAAUAAAAGGCUACUUACCACUAUUUAGCCUAGAAAAAUAGUAAAAGAUCCAACCUUAAAUAAUUUUUAAUUAAAAUUUUGAUCAUUCAAAUUAUUUAAACAUUGAUAUGUCUUAAAUAAUCUCAUAUAAACGUUGUAAAUAAAAACAAAAACAGUGAAAAUAGUAAAAAAAAGGCGGUGAUUCGAGUUUUUUUACACUUUUCCAUUGAAAUCGUAUGUGUGCAUGAGAACGUGAUCAAAACGUUUCAAGAGGGCACCACAUCUCUACGGAUCUUUGUACGCGAUUGUCCAACGUGCCGCAUCUCUCUGAAAAACGAGCUCGGCAUAACGCAGAGAUGGAUUUUGGUGCGGGCGAUGUUGCCCAAAUAUCUGCGGAGCUUGCUCGAGUUGUUGAAAUUAUGAUGUCUCCUGAUGUACCUCAUCAGCAACGUCUAGAUGUUUAUAAUGCUUGUGAAAGAUUCAAAGAAACAUCACCACUUUGUGCACAAUGUGGGCUUUAUCUAGCACAAAAAUCACCUAAUAGAAGUUCAAUUGUUCGUCAUUUCGGUCUCCAACUAAUGGAGCAUUUUAUAAAAUACCGCUGGCCACAAAUAUCUCAAACAGAGAAAGUAUUUAUUAAAGAAAAUGCAAUGAAACUUCUUCAAGAAGGUACAGAACCAAUGAUGCAAGAAGAGACACAUAUCAAAGAUGCACUUUCGCGUGUAAUUGUAGAAAUGAUUAAAAGAGAAUGGCCACAGCAAUGGCCAACACUAUUAGCAGAACUCAGUCAAGCCUGUACUCGUGGUGAGAGCCAAACUGAGGUUGUUUUAUUAGUAUUUUUACGACUGGUUGAAGAUGUAGCAUUGCUACAAACUUUAGAAUCAAAUCAAAGAAGGAAAGACAUCUAUCAAGCUUUGACAACUAACAUGGCUGAGAUUUUUGCAUUCUUUUUGAAAUUAAUGGAGCAACAUUUUUCAGAAUUUCAAAAGAAAAGUGCUCUUGGUAAUGUUACUGAAGCUGCCGCACAUAGUAAAGUAGUUCAGGUGGUUCUACUAACUCUAACUGGUUUUGUGGAGUGGGUAUCCAUAAACCACAUAAUGGCCGAUGAUGGACGCCUCCUUCAAAUCCUCUGUGUACUCUUGGGAGAUCGUACAUUCCAAUGUGCUGCAGCAGAAUGUCUUCUUCAAGUUGUAAAUCGCAAAAACAAAAGUGAUAGAAAACAAUUAAUGAUUUUGUUUACUGAAGAUGCACUGCGGUGUAUUUACUCAUCAGCAAUAGCUCCAGCACCACAUGCUACUUCUCAUGAGUUACACGAGAGCCAUUAUUUGUUUCUAAAGAAACUUACUCAAAUAUUGACAGGAAUGGCAACUCAGUUAUGCAUGCUCUGGGGUAAAGAAGAUCUGAGUAUGACACGGCCAACUCACUUUAACUUUUUCUUAGACACAGUGUUGUCAUUUACAAUGCACUCAAGUUUGACUUUGAAUCAUUUAGCUAAUGCUAUUUGGAUUAUGUUAUUCAGACAUGAACAUGCGAAAGUUGAUAGUCUACUUCUCAGUUAUGUUCCAAAAUACAUUGAAAGUACAGCACCUAAAUUAAUAAAGGUAGCUUAUCCGAAUGGACAAAAUGCCAAUGGAAUGACUGCUUAUUGUCUUAGUGAUUAUGACUCUGAAGAAGAGUUUGCUGUAUUUCGUCAUCGUCUACGCAUGGAUCUUUUAGAAGGUUUAAGACAUGCAACAAUGGUCGCCCCAUUAGUUACAUUUGCUUAUGUUCAACAGUGGCUUACGGCAAAAAUUACUAAAGGCAUGACAAACAUUCAUUACAAAAGUGAUCCAAAUGAUGCUGAGUAUUUAGAAUGGGAAGCUUUAGCUCAAGCUUUGGAUUCCGUUGUGUCUCGAAUCCUUCUUGUUAAUGAGCGGCCAAAUGUCCAAAACGGAUUACAAUUACUAGAAUUAUGUCUCGGAUAUUCUCCAGAAGACCCAUGGUUACUCUCAGCCCUUCUUUCAUGUAUAAGUGCCCUUUUUGUUUUUCUGUCAAUGAGCACAGGUUCUAUGGCAAUGCCUGGAGUUGCAAUACUUCCCAGAGUUCUCGAAAAAAUAUUUGCAGCUCUUGUCUAUGAAACUCCUGGAGAGUCUAAAAGAAAUAGAUCUAAAGGUACCAAAUGUGUUCGUCGACAUGCUGCUAGUUUGAUGGUUAAAAUAGGAUUGAAGUAUCCUUUAAUUCUGUUACCUGUCUUUGAACAAAUUCAUACAACUGUGAAAGGAUUAAUGAGAGAACCUAGCCAACUUACGAAAAUGGAGAGUGUAACUUUAUAUGAAGCUCUCUUGUUGAUUUCUAAUCAUUUCUGUGAUUAUGAUCGACAAACGAGGUUUAUUGCUGAAACAAUAAACGAAGGAUCCGCAAAAUUAAUUUCAUUAGGGCAAGAAGCUUUCAAAGGACCAUUAGAAUUGAUGAGAUUUAUCGGAUUAGAUCAUGGAGCAGUACCUAUUGGAGCUGAUGAUCCUCCUGGAAAAAAUCGUGCUAAUUUAAUGUACUGCAUUUCAAAUAUUUUAAGUGUCGUAAAACGAUGCUCUAUUCCAGAAGAUCCAGAUCGUGCUGCAAGAGGUGGAUUCGUUGCAGCCUUGAGUGAAAGCGGAAAUCCAGUAUAUAGAAAUCCUGCCACUCCUCAUGUUAUUCCAGCUUUACCUACCCUUUUUGCUUUAAUGAGAGCAAUGAAUGCUCUAUUUACUCCUGCAGCAUUAAGUUUAUUAUCGGAAGAUUUUAAAAAAGCUCAUGACUUGUUAGAAUCUGAUAAAGCUCAUUUAAUGGGACUACAUAUCAGUAAUAAUGGUGAUCACACUCCUGAGUUUGAUCAACUCUCGCAUGCUCCACUGCUUCGUAUGCAACACUUUUUAACAACUAUUCAUGAUAAUUGCUAUCAUAUGUUGGGAAGCGGAUGUCAUACAAUUGGACGAGACUUUUACCAACUUCCUGGUUUAGCUCCAGCACUUCUAAACUCUGUUUUUUCUAAUUUAGAGGUUCUUCCUGAUCAUAGAUUACGACCAAUCAUCCGUGUUUUUUUGAAGCCAUUUAUUUAUUCAUGUCCGCCAGCAUUUUACGAAAGUGUUUUGGUACCAAUAAUUACUCAUGUUUCAACACAUAUGUGCCACAGAUUGAGUACAAAAUGGCAAUAUAUGACCGCACUUUAUGAAUCCGGGGGACUAGAUGAAGAGAAUACAAAUGCUCAAGAAGUAAUUGAUGAUAUGCUCAACCGAAACUUGACUAGGGAUUUCGUUGAUGUCCUCAAAGUUACCCUGGUCGGAGGAACAGCAAGUGAUGCUUCACCACCUGACUCGAUGGAUCAGGAUAAUACAGGCAUGGCUGUUGAUCAAACUCCAGUCAGAGGAAGUAGUAUAGUUGCUGAGGUUGUUAGUGAACUUGGUGCAUUUAUUCUUCGACAUUCUUCUACUUGCCAUAGCGUGGUUUUAUGUGUUCUUGGUGCUCUAGCUUGGAAUGAUUCAAACGCCAGCUUAAGAGCAACCAUGUUGACUGGACCAAUUGUAAGAGCUCUUGCAGCGGAUGGUAGCUUAACUCCAGCAAUGGCAUCACACAUCAUGGUUGCUAUUCUUCAAGGUCUUCAGCUUCAUGGACAACAUGAAGCUAACCAAGGCUCCUUAAUCACUCUUGGAGCUCAAGUUUAUGAAUGUUUACGACCAAGAUUCCCAAAUAUCAUCGAAGUGAUGCAACAGGUACCGGGUGUUAACCCAGCAGAUCUUCAACGUUUUGAUGAAAAAAUGACUAUGACUAGUACGAAAGGAAAUAAAGUUGAAAAAGGCAAGAAAGAACUUUUCAAGAAAAUUACAAAUCAGUUAAUUGGCAGAAGUAUCGGACAAUUAUUCCGUAAAGAAGUGAAAAUUGAUAAUUUACCACAACUAGAAGUAAUUGGGAAGUCUCAAACCCCACGAGUUGAUGAAAUUUCAAAAAAUUCUGCUGAUACAGGUUUGACUGCAUUGUUUGCUGGCCCUACGUAGCAAAGAGAGAUUGACAACCGUACUUUAUACGGUUGGUCCGAUUCAAUAAAUAAUUAUAAGCUAUUAUAAAAGUCUAUAAUAUCGAAAAAAAUACGUGAAAUUCAAUCGCAGGAAAGAUGCUCAUAAUCAAUAUGUAUGAUAAAAAUAAUAAUUAUUAUUAAAAUUUCAUCCAUUUCUGAUAAUGCCAUGCGAGCCUCUUUCGCUGCUGGUCGACGAACGGCUCAAAAUUUUUUAAUUUAAUUAUUCAAAUAAUUUUUGGUAUUUAAAAUUAUUUUCAACAAAAAAUUGGUAGUAAAUUGAGAUAUAUAUCCAUUUUAUGGUUAUCAUAAGUGAAAAUAAUUGAAAAAGGAAAAGCAAUCCCAUGAUAUUUAGACUUUUACUUUUAUUUAUUUUGUAACUAAAGCUCGAUGAAGAAGUUGAUUAUCUCAAGAUCUAAAUCAUUUAGAAAUUUUAUAAAUUAUUAUUGAUUAAUAGUUCAAAUACUGUACAAUGAAAAUGUAAAAACAUUAGCGAUAUUAACGCUAAUAACUUCAAUUCACGAUGAAAAUUAUUACGAAGUGAUUUUUUUUUUUCAAUAUGCUGUUUAUAAAACUUUAUAAAAAAUUACAUUUUUAUAUUCUAAUUUCG